CUCUGAGCGCGCGCGCGCGCACGCCACGGCGCACCAGCAUGAGCCCCGCGUGUCACGGCGGCCGCCGCCUGUCGCUCUCGGCGGCGACUACUGCGUCGGUCGCCGUCGCCGUCGUCCUCCUCCUCCUCUCCCUGCGUCACGCCGCCGGGUCGCGCGUCGUCCUGGACCACGGCGCUGAACUCCGGCGGCGCGACAUUGCCACCGGCGCCGCCGCCGGCGGCGCGUGCGCGACGGCCGUGGCGCCGUUCGGCUACGCCUGCGAAGAGCACGAGGUGACGACGCAGGACGGCUACAUCCUGAGCUUGCAAAGGAUCCCAAGGGGACGCGCUGGCGCCGGCGCCGCCGGCGUCGCCGGCGGCGGAGCGCGGCAGCCGGUGCUACUGCAACAUGGUGUUCUUGUGGAUGGCAUGACAUGGUUGCUGGGCUCGCCGGAGGAGUCGCUGCCCUACAUCUUGGCUGACCGGGGCUUCGACGUCUGGAUCGCCAACAACAGGGGCACACGCUGGAGCCGCCGUCACGUCUCUCUCGACCCAUCAAGCCGGAGCUACUGGAACUGGUCAUGGGACGACAUCGUGGUCAACGACAUGCCUGCAAUAGUUGACUACAUCUGCAGCCACACUGGCCAGAAGCCGCACUACGUUGGCCACUCCAUGGGGACGCUGGUGGCGCUUGCGGCUUUCUCUGAAGGCAGGAUGGUUGACAAGCUCAAAUCGGCUGCACUGCUCAGCCCUGUUGCGUAUCUGUCUCACAUAACCACUCCCAUUGGCAUCGUGUUAGCUAAAGCAUUUGUAGGAGAGCUCAUCUCUAAUCUCUUUGGGAUCGCCGAGUUCAACCCAGCAUCGCCUCAAGUGUCUAACUUGGUUAGGUCAUUCUGUCGCAACCCUGGCAUUAACUGCUACGACCUCCUUACAUCUUUCACUGGGAAAAACUACUGUCUGAACAAUUCAGCAGUUGACGUCUUCCUCAAGUACGAGCCCCAGCCAACAUCCACAAAAACCUUGGUCCAUCUCGCUCAAACGGUGAGAGAUGGAGUUCUGACCAAGUACGACUACGUGAGGCCCGACGUGAACGUGGCCAAGUACGGGCAGGCCGACCCGCCGGCGUACAACAUGUCGGCGAUCCCGGCGUGGUUCCCCCUCUUCCUCAGCUCCGGCGGCCGCGACUCGCUGUCCGACCCCGCCGACGUCGGCCUCCUCCUCGACGACCUCCGGGGCCACGCCGGCGACCGGCUGGCGGUGCAGUACCUGCAGCAGUUCGCGCACGCCGACUUCGUCAUCGGCGUCUGCGCCAAGGACUACGUAUACAACGACGUCAUCUCCUUCUUCCACCGAUUUCGCUGAGCUCAUGCUCGUUUUGAUCAUUCAGUCACAAAAAAUGAAGAAACUAAAGCAAAAUAUAUAUAUACGGAGUAGCUGCUAUUCACCAGUAGUUAAUUAUGUAGCUAAUUUAAUUUGGGAGUGUGAGAAAAUUACCCUUUAGUUGAUAUAUAGUUACAUGAAAGAUGAUAAAUGGAAAUGUUACCGGUUAUCACUUUGAAAACUCUGCU
This is a messenger RNA of Oryza brachyantha (malo sina), 1546 nucleotides long. RefSeq names its product triacylglycerol lipase 2-like. Gene Ontology annotation, molecular function: hydrolase activity, acting on ester bonds. The record is from RefSeq and is a predicted model, not a curated record. Gene Ontology annotation, biological process: lipid metabolic process. Lineage: Eukaryota; Viridiplantae; Streptophyta; Magnoliopsida; Poales; Poaceae. The transcript is spliced from 9 exons. The coding region runs from base 39 to 1340 and encodes 433 amino acids.